Messenger RNA from Poecile atricapillus (Black-capped chickadee), 847 nucleotides. Its product is annotated as ferritin heavy chain A-like. Gene Ontology annotation, molecular function: ferrous iron binding; ferric iron binding. The transcript is spliced from 4 exons. Bases 147 to 698 code for a protein of 183 amino acids. The record is from RefSeq and is a predicted model, not a curated record. Gene Ontology annotation, biological process: iron ion transport; intracellular iron ion homeostasis. Gene Ontology annotation, cellular component: cytoplasm. Lineage: Eukaryota; Metazoa; Chordata; Aves; Passeriformes; Paridae.
GUCCCCGCCGGGCUUUGAGCAGCCACAGCCGCGUUCUCGCUUCAACAGUGCUUGAACGGAACCGGCUGCUCCCGGCUCUUCGUCCACCCCGGCCGUCCAUCCGUCCAUCCCGCCGCUCCCAAAUCCGUCCGUCCACCCGUCCCGCCAUGGACUCCCAGAUCCGCCAGAAUUACCACCGCGACUGCGAAGCCGCCGUCAACCGCAUGGCCAACAUGGAGCUCCACGCCUCCUACGUCUACCUCUCUAUGGGGUUUUACUUCGAGAGGGACGACGUGGCCCUGUCGCGGCUGGCCCGGUUUUUCCUGGAGCAGUCGCGGGAGGAGCGGGAACAUGCUGAGGGGCUCCUGCGCUUCCAGACGCGCCGCGGGGGCCGUGUUCUCCUGCAGGACAUCAAGAAACCGGAGCGGGACACCUGGGGGUCGGCGCUGGAGGCAGUGGAAGCAGCGCUGCAGCUGGAGAAGUCGGUGAACCAGGCGCUGCUGGACCUGCACGGCCUGGCUGCUGAGAAGGGAGACCCCCAUCUUUGUGACUUCCUGGAGUCCCACUACCUGGACGAGCAAGUGAAGGCCAUCAAGGUGCUGGGGGACCAUGCCACCAACCUGCGACGCCUCACUGGUGGGGCCACUGGGCCUGGAGUGGCCUCGGCCGGCCUCAGCGAGUACCUGUUUGACCGUUUGAGCUUGGAGGAGCGCAGCUGAACCUCCCCCCACCUUCGCCUCUAUGGGCAGCCCCCAGGACCAUCUUCCUGGGCCCCCCAGACCCUUGUAACCCCUCUGCCCCAUCCAAGGGGGCUCUGCCUGCUGGGCCCUCCCAGCACGAUUCCAAUAAAAGGUCUGUCUUUAGCUCC